UCACAUCAAGCUCCAUGCGGAGCCACUGUUCAAAAUAUAUUAUGGCCUGCAGAAGCAACGAUACAUGAUUAGAACCGCAAAAAGAGAAAAUCAAGCCAACAGCAAGACCGCGCUAGAAAUCAAUAGAAUCAACUAACCGCUCAUACCAAUAAUCCAUCAUCGCGUUGCGCGCUCUCGGGUUGCUAGCCACAGUUCGAACCUGACGUUGAUGACAUAUCGUUGCUCCGGCGCGCGCAGCAGCUACGACUGCAUCAUCAAACAACCUCCGCCGAGGCCACGGAUCCCAUCUCAUUCAACCUCCUCUUUCCCCGCGCCACAGCCGCGACAUCAAGCAUGUCGAGUCUCGUCCAUAUCUCCUCCAAGGAGCAAUUUAGCUCCUUGCUUUCGUCCUCUACAAUCGUCGUGACAGACUUCUACGCAGAUUGGUGCGGACCAUGCAAGGCUAUUGCGCCCAUGUACGAGCAGCUGGCGAACCAGCUGUCUCGCCCGAACCGGAUCACUUUCACCAAGGUCAAUGUUGACGAACAGCAAGAGAUCGCAAAGGCUUAUGGGAUUACUGCGAUGCCAACCUUCAUGAUCUUCAAGAACGCUCGAACGGUCAGUACCGUCCGUGGUGCAGACCCCAAUAAGCUCUCUGAAGCCGUCCGUAAGCUCGCCUCCGAAGCCAGUGCGACAGAACAAGGAGCAGACGAAGGAUUUGGUGAAUCGAGCGGAGGUUCUAGCGGCUGGUUGGGCGCAUCAGUCCCCAAGGGAUGGUCAGACAUUACGGACCAGGUCCAGCUCACUGGAAUCGACCUGUUGAACUGCGACAGUGAGCUUGGUGCUCCGAAGGUGCUCUUCGACUCAUCGAAGCCAUCGAGUCUCAACGGCGACAAGGGCAAGGGCAAGUCCGGGACAUCUGCGGACUGGGUUGAGAGCGACACCGACGAGCAGCUGAUGCUCUACAUGCCCUUCCAGUCGUCGCUGAAGAUUCACUCGCUGCAUGUCACCUCACUGCCACCUAGCUCCGAUGACGACGAUGAUGAGGUGCCGAUGCGACCCAAGACUCUACGACUCUACACUAACCAUUCACAUGUGCUGGGUUUCGAGGAAGCGGAUGACAUCCCGCCCGUGCAGACGGUGACCAUCGAGCCCAAUGACUGGGAUCCCAAGACGGGCACGGCAAAGGUCGAGCUGCGCUUCGUCAAGUUCCAGCAUGUCACGUCGUUGGUUGUCUUCUUCGUUGAUGGGGAUGGCGAGGGCGAGAAGAUUCGCGUGGACAGACUCAGGAUUCUGGGCGAAGCUGGUGAGAAGAGGGAGUUGGGUAAGCUCGAGAAGAUUGGAGACGAGCCGGGCGAAUAAACGCGAGUAAUAAUAAGAAACGAGUGAAAAUGGUAGAGCUACGAUAGACAUCAUUAUGAGCACACA
This is a messenger RNA of Paecilomyces variotii, 1407 nucleotides long. Its product is annotated as putative thioredoxin. Gene Ontology annotation, molecular function: protein-disulfide reductase activity. NCBI's taxonomy places the organism in Eukaryota, Fungi, Ascomycota, Eurotiomycetes, Eurotiales, Thermoascaceae. The record is from RefSeq and is a predicted model, not a curated record. The transcript is spliced from 3 exons. The coding region runs from base 334 to 1341 and encodes 335 amino acids.